Messenger RNA from Epithele typhae, 4200 nucleotides. RefSeq lists its product as uncharacterized. Lineage: Eukaryota; Fungi; Basidiomycota; Agaricomycetes; Polyporales; Epitheliaceae. Bases 1 to 4200 code for a protein of 1399 amino acids. The record is from RefSeq and is a predicted model, not a curated record. The transcript has 15 exons.
AUGUCCCUCUCUACUUUCACGCGACGCCUACGCAGAUCACGAGGCAGAAGUCCUCUCUCAGCCUCCGAGGAUCGUGGCGACGGUGCUAGCGAGACCUCGUCGGAACUGAAUUCACCUGUCAUCAACACGAUCGACAUCGGGGACGAUGCACAUCUUGACCUCGACAUACCUAGACCUGAAGGGUCUGCAAGAACUGUCAUUCCUGCGUCCGCACGCGUAUCGUACGUAACAGAUCGGGCGCUUGCGGACAUCAGGCCACUGCGUGCACAGAUCAACGCUGGUCCUCCGGGAAUUCGACCGCGGCACUCGGCCGUGUUCGAGAAACGGAUCGGUCGCCUAGCUACUCUGGCUACUACAGCAGUCGAGAAAGUAGUCGAAGGCUUGAAGGACGCGGACGCGGAGGAGUCGGAGCUCGCCGAGAAGAUCAAGCGCGGUAUCGAACGCUUCACCGACAACAUCCCGUGGCUUAUGAAAGCUCUCGACGAAGUUGCGAAGAUCCACCCAGCUGUAACAGUCGCGGUGCUCGCCUUCGAGGCUGUUUACUACCUCGAGUCAACGCGUCGAGCCAACGAUCGACGCGUGAUGACUCUCUAUGUCAUGAUGAAGGACAUGAUGAUGGUUCUAGUCCAGCUGAAAGACAUCGAGAGUACACGCCAUCGGGGUCUCGACGGAGAAGCUCUCGAGGACCGACUAGAGAGACUCUCCAACAAGACUGCCGAGAAUAUCAAGGCUUGUGCGAACGUCUGCGAUACGUUCCUGAAGAAGCGACCGAUCGUACGCGUCUUCAAGGGCCCCCUCUGGGCGGACAGGCUCGGCGAGUUUGUCGAAAUUUUCGCCCAACGCAAAGGCGACUUCGAGUUCGCGCUCGCGAUGCACACGGCCACGGGCGUGACCGAGAUCAAGCGUCAGAACUACGAGAUCGGCGCCAAGCUGGAGACUGUCGUCGCGCUGCUGACAACCUUCGCGUCCUGCGAUGAGCUAAAAAUUCAACAAGCUAUCCACAAUGCUGGCGGCUUCAAGAACGCACGCAAAGAUGACGCGGUUCUCAAGUCGUUGCUUGCUCUGGACGCCUCGCUCCGCAGCGACGGCAAGGACGAUGAGAAGAGUCGCCCUCCAUUGCGCCACUCACAAGCAACCCAAGGCGCAGGACAACGCGAGAACGGGGACAAGACUAAGAGCGGCCAGAAGAAGGGUCUGUCGAUGGACACUCUCGAGGAAGAACUGCUCGAGAGCCUAGACGAGUCGCUCGAGCGCAACCUACAAACGUUCAUGGGCAAGUUCGACCUUCAAGUCGCCACUCUGCGUGACGCACUCGAGCGGUACAUCCGUGUGGAGAACGAUCGCGUGAUUGAUGCAGUCACUGAAGCGAUGGCACUCGGUCCUCAUAUGCGGGUGCGAGAUCUCAACUGGCGUGGUAGCGUUAAAGCACGCACCUUCGUGUUGAUUUUGCAGGAGCAUUAUCGCGAACUGUCUGAGAACGCCAUUCCGUUGGCAGACGCGAAUAGCACCGACUCGUGGGCGCUCAAGUACCUCACCGUUUCGUGGCUGCGACCAAUCAUGGAGGCGUUUGACGAAGAUGCGUCAGGCCACGUUACGAUCACAGAAGUGAACAGAGUUAUGGAACUGAGGCCGCCGGUGCUGAAGUGGAGCUUUCCGCAUUGGAUGGCGUAUUGGGCUGUCGGUUGUCGACUCGCCACCAUCGAGUACAUACAGAAGAUAAAGACUCUGUUUGUAGAGAUCGCCGACCUAUCGAGAGCCGUCCUCGCGGUCAACCGGCAGAACGCGAGCAUGUAUAUGGCCGAUUGGUGGUGGAUCGCGCAGUUGGUCAGGGGCUUUGAAGACAACGUUGCGACGUCCAGUGACCCGGCGCUCCUCGAUCGAUUUCGUGACAUGGUCGACUUCGAAGAACACUCCCUGCGAGAGAACUUGACCAAAGUGAAGUAUCACAUCGACGCGUCUGAUACCCUCUCUCUGGUUCUCGGGAAACGAUCGUUCGAGAAGUCUGUCUUCGCCCUGUUGUACCUGCUGCUGGAGUACGACUGCAAGAAGUUCUACGCGGCUCGGGUCGUGUCGUUCACUCACCGCGAGUGGACACGCUCGUUCGACUCGCUCAGUCAAGUCUACAAUGCUGUCUCCAACAGGUACAGUGAUCUUCAAAGCCUUUUUGGACAGCGAAACAGAACAGACCUCAAGGCAGAGUUCUACGAGCAUGCGUUCGGAAUGUACACACACCUUCAUGAUCCGUCGGCUUUCUGGUCUUUUGAGAACUCCGAGGUCUCCAAAUGGCUUCAGCUGGCUCCUCUCCAGUUCGAUGCCGUGUGCGACCUUGAUGCGUACGAAGAAGAGGAGGAGUUUCCCUACGACUCCAGGCUCUACGAUAUCAUUGACACCCAGACGGAACUGGAUACUUCUGCACCGUCCCCGCUUGAUGCGAUCGUCGGCGAAUGGAACGGAUUCUGUCACGACGAAGUAGCGUACCCCUCUCGGCCCAUGAUUUCCUUCCACUUCCAUGUUGCCGGCCAGGGGCCGAUCGAUGACGACGAUAUCGACAGCAAAAGCACCACAAGCGAGGACAGCUCCGACGAAGGCGAUGAGCAAGAUGACACUGCACAACCCUUCGUCGGCUCUGGAAUCGACUUCGACAGCGACAACUUCGAAGUCACUGGUUUCUGCAAGUUCUCGGACGAUGGUACCGUCCGAGUAGAGUGGAAGGUGUCUUACAAGUCCGAUCUCAAGAUAUUCUAUAUCGGGAGACUGGUCGACGAGUGCACCAUCGAAGGCGACGCGGCAUACAACAAUCGAUGUGACAUCGAUCGCAAGUUCAUCCUGAAGAAAGCCCCUGCCGACGUCGUCAUCUUCCGACCAUUCCCCGCGAAGCUGCAACCUGAAGCGCCCGGACGGUACCCCGCGCUAUGGGCGUAUGCGAUCUCCGCGACUCUCAGCGUUGUCCGCCGGCGCCAGUGGUCGUGGUCGUACUUCGCGGCUCGCCGGGACGUGCGCCGGCGGUUCCUCGAAAUCGACCGACAGAGGUACCAGACCCGCGCGCCGUUCACACGGGAGGACCUCGCCCAAGUCCACCGGUCAUGCACGGCGGCAGACGCACUCUUCUACGAGACCAUAGGCGACUACAUCGCGACGACGGGGAUGUUCAACGGGGUCGAGGACUGCGCGACUGGAAACCAAGAUGCUCAUCCGCACGAGACGAGCGGAUCGCGGUUCCUAUGUCUCGACUGCGCCCCGAACGACGAGUUCCAGCUCUGGGUCAGCAUCUGCGACAGAAACGAAUGUCUCCGUCAGACGAUAGACAUCCGCGCAUGGAAGGGGAUCCCGCCCCGAAUCCCGCUCGUCCACCGCCCGACGCAUGACCUCGUCAAAGUCCGAACGAUGGUCCACAACUACACGUGGCAGCGCCUCAAACUGUCGGCUCUCUCUGUUCUGCAGCAACUCCGGAGCGGAGCGCUCAUGGGACCCCCUGCCAGGCCGCCUUCCUCAUUUCCCUCCAUCUCUCCGUCUGACAUAGUAAACGAGGACGGCGAAAAGCCGUCAAGCUUGGCCUUCCCGUCGCAUCAACCCCCAGAGUACUUCGAAGGCCCCCGUCCGGAGUUCUGGAGAUGCCGCAUCUGCGCUCAAGAUGUUUUCAUGGGCGAUUGCUGGUACUGUAUGAUCUGCAGCGAUUACGUCUGCGAUAACUGCGAGGCCAACUCCCUCAUUCGUUGCCAAGAAUGCUCCAAGCCGUUCCCUCAGCCUACAUGGUACUACGGGCACGAGUUCGACGACUUCCUCUGCGUGAUGUGUAGCGCGAGAGGUUUCACGGGUUCCGACCUCAGCCUUGAUGAUCAGCACCCACACCGGCACGUCUACACGCACCCCCUCGUCCGCUGCAAGCAGCGCGACGCAGACCCCGUUCUCCCCAUGACGCCCUUCGAGUCCGGCCCGCUCGUGAACCCGACGGACCGGUUUGCGGAGCUGGAGAAGCGCCUCUCGGCCAUGGACGAGAAGUUCGACGUGAUGAACGACAGGUUCGCGUCGCUGCAGACGAAGCUGGAGCGGAUGGAGGCGCAGAUGGAGCAGUCGCGACAGGCAAUGCAGGACACGCUCGUUGCGCGGUUUGCCCAUGUUCUCUCUGAAACGCUCGCAGGGAUGGCCCCAGGAGGACGGAAGACGGAAGAAGCAAACGAGAUUGAUAUCUCGGACGUUUAG